AUGUACAGUACUAAAUGCUUCGGGAUGAGACCGAAGGACUUUUUCGGGAAUCAAAGAGAAAACUCCGGGACGAGACCGAAGGACUUUUUCGAGAAUCUUCUAAAAUCAAAGAGGUUUGCUGGAAUGCUUCUCAAUAUCCCGAGAGGACAGUUGUUGGAUGAGGUGACGUCACAUGUGUAUACUCGAUGUAACCAGGCGCAAGUGGAGGCAAACGUUUGGCCAAUUUCGAAGGAAGAAAGAUAUGGUUGGAGGACAGCCUACGAAUCGAACGCUAUAUACGAAUCGAACGCUGUACACGAAUCGAACCAUGAAAUCGACUUUGAGGAAAAUGAAGGGUCCGAUGAUCGUUCUCAACUCGUACGCCUAAUCGCAUCCAUUCGACGAGCGGCGAUGCCAGGUCGGAAACGCGCAGGAUCCGCUGAAGUUUGGCGUGGAAAUUGUGGAGAACACGAACAAGAUCCCACAUGGAUGCAUUUUGGCGACUCUCAACUUGAAAGCGCGGAGUUGUCUACUGACCGGGCGUGGAAAUCAUUCCUGAGUGAGGAUCGUUGCUCGCAAGAAUUACCGUUUUGGAGGGGCAGUUGGAUCUUAAAGGCAAGGACGACAACAUUAUUCGAAAAGAGAUGCAUCGAAAAGAGAUGCUUGCAGACAAGGCGGAAUACAUGGAAAAACACACACAACGAAAUCAAUAAGGCGCGAGAACAGCGAGUUGAAGCCGAGCUCCGAUUGAGCGACACCAAACGAAGCUUGCUGACCGUUGAAGAGGAAUUUCAAAUCAUUAAGCAAAAAACCUUAAUCAACAACAACGCGACGGUGGUCAGCGCUUUGGAGGAAGUGCGCUGUGAAAACACAAAACUCGUGUACGAGCUUGCGAAAGCAGAGCUUUUGAAAUCCGAGUCUGAGAAUCAGUUGCAACUAGAUGAUAUCAUACUGCCUCAAAUAAAGGCAGAAGAUGAUCCAGAAGAAAGUAGCCAUCUAUCGACGUCAGGCAUCCGAGUCACAAUCAAAGAAGGAGACGAGGAGGUUCCGUCCGAAACGUUUGUCGGACUAUGUGGCGACGUUUUUUUAGAAUUGGAUUUCGAUGGCAAAGAAGAAUUAUUGGCAAGCAAGGAAAUGGUUGAAGAGUUGGCACGGCUUAAGGAAGAAAACACUAUGCUUCAAGCUACUUUGAUCAAUUGUCAAUCGGAAAUUGCUGCACUUCGUGUAGAAGCUGCUAGCCGCCAAUUCGGUCUUGACGAGCCAAUUGAUCCGGCAGUUUCAACGGCACUUGAUGAAAGCGCGCUUCAACAAAGGAUCCCUCAUCAAGACAAUGUGAUUUUGCUAUCGAUCAUUCCACUCUUCUCAAUCAUCGUACUUCUCAUCGGCUACCUCUACACUUGGAUCGCGCUGAAAAUCGUGAAACGGGAU
Messenger RNA from Mesorhabditis belari, 1407 nucleotides. NCBI's taxonomy places the organism in Eukaryota, Metazoa, Nematoda, Chromadorea, Rhabditida, Rhabditidae. The record is from the annotation of a GenBank genome assembly.